AUGUCAGAGGCAGAGGCCGUGCGUGUGAUCGGCCUAUGGGCGAGCCCGUUCGUGAUCCGCGUCCUCAUCGCGCUGAAGCUGAAGGGCGUCAAGUACGAGCUCGUGGAGGAGGUGGUGGGCAAGAAGAGCGAGCUGCUGCUCAGGUCGAACCUGGUGCACAAGAAGAUCCCCGUCCUGCUCCACCACGGCAAGCCCAUCUCCGGAGUCUCUCAUCAUCGUCCAGUACAUCGACGAGGUCUGGUCCUCCGACGCGCCGGCCUUCCUCCACGCCGACCCUUACACCCGUGCGGUCCAGCGGUUCUGGGCACAAGUGAGACUAAUCAUGCUCUUCCUGGCUGGUUGACACUCACGCAGCUCCUUCGGCGAUCCGCAUACUCAAGGGAACGGAUGACGGGGGCAAAAAGACCAAGCGGCGGAGCAGCUGUCCGCCGCCCUGCAGCUCUUGGAGGAGGCUUUCGUGAAGCUCAGCCAGGGAAGCACUACUUCGGCGGCGACAGCGUCGGGUACCUGGACAUCGCUCUGGUGUCGUAUGUCGGCUGGGUGAAGGCGGUGGAGAAGAUCGCCGGGUCACUCUCCUGGACAAGGCGAAGGUUCCGAACCUGGUGGCGUGGGCCGAUCGGCUCUGCACCCACCCGGCCGUGGUGGACGCGAUCCCUGACGCGGACAAGUUCGUUGAGUUCAGCGUCACCUAUGGGUCGUUCUCAAAGCCUAUCAUCAAUGGUCCCAAGUGAGCAAACGGGUCUGCUUCGUGAUUUUCAGUGCGCGUGUGCUGGUGGUGUCACUGUCAAUAAGCUGUAG
This is a messenger RNA of Miscanthus lutarioriparius, 798 nucleotides long. Lineage: Eukaryota; Viridiplantae; Streptophyta; Magnoliopsida; Poales; Poaceae. The record is from the annotation of a GenBank genome assembly.